CAGGCCUUGAGCUGCUGUGGUCGCCGGUGCAGAUCAACUCUGCUGCGCGCCGUGCAAGAUGCCGAAGGUGGUUUUGAUCACCGGGGCGAGCAGUGGCAUUGGGCUGGCCCUUUGCAGUCGGCUGCUGGCAGAAGACGAGGAGCUUCACCUGUGUUUGGCGUGUAGGAACCUGAGCAAAGCCGGAGCCGUUCGUGAUGCCCUGCUGGCCUCUCACCCCUCCGCCCAAGUCAGCAUUGUGCAGAUGGAUGUCAGCAGCCUGCGGUCGGUGGUCCAGGGCGCAAAGGAAAUCAAGCAAAAGUUUCAAAGAUUAGACUACUUAUAUCUGAAUGCUGGGAUCAUGCCUAAUCCCCAACUAAAUUUCAAAGCGUUUUUCUUGGGCAUCUUUUCAAGAAAUGUGGUUCAUAUGUUCUCCACAGCGGAAGGACUGUUGACCCAGAAUGACAAGGUCACUGCUGAUGGGUUCCAGGAGGUGUUUGAAACAAAUCUCUUUGGCCACUUUAUCCUGAUCCGGGAACUGGAACCCCUUCUCUGCCACAGCGACAGCCCCUCCCAGCUCAUCUGGACCUCUUCUCGUAAUGCCAAGAAAUCUAACUUCAGCCUUGAGGAUAUCCAGCACAGCAAAGGCCCGGAACCCUACAGCUCCUCCAAAUACGCUACUGACCUUCUGAAUGUGGCUUUGAACAGGAAUUUCAACCAGAAGGGUCUGUACUCCAGUGUGAUGUGCCCAGGCGUAGUACUGACCAAUCUGACAUAUGGAAUUCUGCCGCCCUUUGUGUGGACAUUGCUCUUGCCGCUGUUAUGGCUGAUUCGCUUUUUUGCAAACGCUUUCACUCUGACACCGUACAAUGGAGCAGAAGCGCUGGUGUGGCUUUUCCACCAAAAACCUGAGUCUCUCAACCCUCUGACCAAAUACGUGAGCUCCACCACAGGCUUCGGGACUAAUUACGUCAAGGACCAAAAGAUGGACAUAGAUGAAGACACCGCCGAAAAAUUUUAUCAAACCUUAUUGGAACUGGAAAAACGCGUUAGGAUCACUAUGGAAAAAUCGGAUCACCCCAGCUGAUAGCGACAUUCUCCUGAGCGUCUAGUACCUUCUGUACCUUCCGGGGCACGUGGCUUUCCAUUGUCGUAAACCAUAAGCCAUGAUGAUCUCCUCUCCUACCUUUCAGAAUGAUCUCCAUGACUGUGUGUGCACAUGUGUGCAGGCAUGCACACACACGUAAGGAAAGAUGGGCAAAGUAGAGGACCCAAAUAAAUGCCCUCCAGAACAGUGUCCUUUCAGAAUUGCUAGAGGCUUCCUGCACAGCAUCUGCAUACAGCAUUCUGUCACCUGGAGCCAGCUGAUGAGACUUGAGGGACUGGGUUCAGGUGCAGCCUCAACCUCCAUUUAGUCCUGGCAAGGAGGGGGCAAUGCCACUUUCCUUUCCUUUGUUUCCCUUCCCUUCCCUUCCCUUCCCUUCCCUUCCCUUCCCUUCCCUUCCCUUUCCCUUUCUCUAUAAUUGUUCCCCCCCUUUAUUUUCUUCUCCACGUGCUGCUUCAGAUAAUCUUACACGAUCGUCCACCGAGCAGCCCCCACGUGACUGCCCACAGUCAGUAUCAGGAGCAAAGCGUGACCACUUUGGGCCAUGCGCAUUAAUUCUUUUCUUUCGAAGCAUUUUGUUUUUUUAUCAGGGAGUGGAGGCCUCGGUGAGCCUGGUCUUCAGUAACGUGGGCAGAUGUGUUUGUUAUGAAGAGCUUAUCUUCAUGGUUGUAUUUCACCGGAAUUAAAUUUAUAGCAAAAAUUAUUUAUUCACGUUUCAAUGAAAUGUCAAAACAGAAAAGUCGGAGACACUGCUUUGAGGCCUAGUGCCGGCCUCUGGUGCACAGUGGAAGGAGAAAGAAAUAGUUCAUUUGUGUGUGUCAGAUGAUGAGUUUUCCAAAUCCUUUUCUCUGUAAAACUGAAAGAGCCACACCUGAGCAUCCUUUGGUAUGAGCCAGAAUACUAAAGAUGACUAGAUAUUUUUAUCAUAAAUAAAGCCAUUCUGUUACUUGGGAUAUAAGAAAGCCAGUAAAAUUUUUGAAUAAAAGUCAAAAAUGAUAUAUUAAUAUAAUUUCCCUACAGCUUGUGCUAAGAAAAUUUGAUUUUGUUGACCAAGAUUUUUUGUAAAGAUGCAGGUGAGA
Messenger RNA from Microtus oregoni (creeping vole), 2160 nucleotides. RefSeq names its product 3-keto-steroid reductase/17-beta-hydroxysteroid dehydrogenase 7. The record is from RefSeq and is a predicted model, not a curated record. Gene Ontology annotation, molecular function: 3-beta-hydroxysteroid 3-dehydrogenase (NADP+) activity; 5-alpha-androstane-3-beta,17-beta-diol dehydrogenase (NADP+) activity; estradiol 17-beta-dehydrogenase [NAD(P)+] activity. The transcript is spliced from 9 exons. Lineage: Eukaryota; Metazoa; Chordata; Mammalia; Rodentia; Cricetidae. The coding region runs from base 59 to 1063 and encodes 334 amino acids. Gene Ontology annotation, cellular component: endoplasmic reticulum membrane. Gene Ontology annotation, biological process: cholesterol biosynthetic process.